Physcomitrium patens is the source of this 1547-nucleotide messenger RNA. Its product is annotated as plant UBX domain-containing protein 1. Gene Ontology annotation, biological process: protein-containing complex disassembly. The record is from RefSeq and is a predicted model, not a curated record. Gene Ontology annotation, molecular function: ATPase binding. NCBI's taxonomy places the organism in Eukaryota, Viridiplantae, Streptophyta, Bryopsida, Funariales, Funariaceae.
GGAAAAGUUUUUUAAGAGCAAUGAGUCUGGAAGAGAGCGAGAGAGAGGAGGAGAAUCGAGUAGUAUUGUUAUUGUAGUAUUGUUAUUGUUGUUGUAGAAUUGUUGUAGUAGAAGAGUGCAAUUCAUUCUUCCUGUAACUCAGUACUCAUCAUCAUCAUCAUCAUCAUCCCUCCACCUUCCUCCCUCCACUUUGCUGUUCCUGGGGUUUUAGGGUUUCCCCCUCAAGGUUGUGGUGGCAUCAUCCUCUGAAUCUAAUCUAAUCUAAGCACCUUGUUCGAAUUCGAUUUGGGUUUUGUUCGUUUGGUUCACGUUCACCCGUGUAAUGCAACCGCUCUUCACGUGAUUUUUAAAUUGGGUUACUGUUGCUACUUCCUCCUCUUCCUCCUCCUCCUCCUCCUCCUCCAUUUUAGUUCUUGCAAGGUAUCUUUGUUUUAUUUCUUGUUUUCAUAUUAAAGGGCAGCGACCCAUAUCACUACCAUCAUCAAUCAAUUACCAUCCCAAUCCUACCAUGGAGGAGUCGAGGUUGGACACCUCUCAUACUGGGGAGAUGAUCGAUUCGGUCGCCAAAGUGUUGGGGAGGGAGGUGAAGGUCUACGUUUCUCCUGCAGCCAUCCGAGAUGCAGAACCUACUGGCAACUCUCGUCGCCCUGAAGAUGAUUUGCCUGACGAUUUUUACGAGUUUACAGCAGCAGACUAUGCCGCUUUGCAGGCCAAUAAGAAGGAAGAGAUACACUUGAAGACUAAGAAAAUACGAGAUAGGGAACAGGCAGCGCAGGCAGCAAGGAGGGCUCAGAGAAGUAAGGCCACUAUUCGUGUACACUUUCCAGAUGGUUUUGUGGUGGAGGCUGUAUUCAAAUCAACGGAGACAAUUGCAGAUAUCAUGGAGCUAGUUCGAAAAACAAUUACUCGACCAGAUUUGUCAUUUUAUCUGUACACAACGCCACCAAAGCGACCUCUUAAAGUGCUACAACAGAAUAUGAUUGAUGCCAGUUUCACCCCAGGAGCAAACGUAUAUUUUUCGUAUUCUCCUUCUCAAGCUGCUGAGAUACCUCUGGAGGGACCGUACCUUCGACCAGAAGUUCAAGAGUUACGUGACCUGCACAAAUUGCAAGAGGCUCCGAGUGAUAAUGGUCUACAAACUCUUCAAAAUCCCAAUGAUGUCUCUCCAACACCAGAAGCACCUGCCAAACGCGCCGCAAGCGCUAAGUCGAAACCCAAGUGGUUGAAGAUGUAGUCAUCUAUAAGGAAACCUACAGAUUCACUUUUUCUGCACCUAUAUUCACGUCUGCAGACGGUUACCUACUUCGCAUUGCUGGGUCUCGUAUUUGUUUUGUAGUUCAACAACUGUUGCAUUAGCGCAAAAUCCCAUUUUCGAUUUAUAGAGAUUAUAAGCUACGACAGUUACCGAAUUUUAGUCCAAAUUUACGGACUCAGAAAUUGCGUUUUCUUCUAACAUGGUUGGUUUCCAUUUAUGAGCACAUCUUUUGUAGCCCUCGUAGAAAUUGUAUGGUCCUGGCAGAAUGUUGAAAUUUCAUGUGUCGAUUGAA